Messenger RNA from Myotis myotis, 5225 nucleotides. It is a transcript of the gene PAX7, whose product is annotated as paired box 7. The coding region runs from base 73 to 1590 and encodes 505 amino acids. Gene Ontology annotation, molecular function: RNA polymerase II cis-regulatory region sequence-specific DNA binding; DNA-binding transcription factor activity, RNA polymerase II-specific. The transcript has 9 exons. The record is from RefSeq and is a predicted model, not a curated record. NCBI's taxonomy places the organism in Eukaryota, Metazoa, Chordata, Mammalia, Chiroptera, Vespertilionidae. Gene Ontology annotation, biological process: anatomical structure development; regulation of transcription by RNA polymerase II.
GCAGCGGGGGUGAAGAGAAAGGACGGGAAGCGCUUUUGGCCGACUCCGGAGUCGCCCCCGGCGCGCGCGACAAUGGCGGGCCUCCCCGGCGCAGUACCGAGGAUGAUGCGGCCGGCGCCCGGGCAGAACUACCCCCGCACCGGCUUCCCGCUGGAAGUGUCCACUCCGCUGGGCCAAGGCCGGGUCAAUCAGCUCGGUGGCGUCUUCAUCAACGGGCGACCCCUGCCCAACCACAUCCGCCACAAGAUCGUGGAGAUGGCCCACCACGGCAUCCGGCCCUGCGUCAUCUCCCGCCAGCUGCGCGUCUCCCACGGCUGCGUCUCCAAGAUCCUCUGCCGCUACCAGGAGACCGGCUCCAUCCGGCCCGGGGCCAUCGGAGGCAGCAAGCCCAGACAGGUGGCGACCCCGGAUGUGGAGAAAAAGAUUGAGGAGUACAAGCGGGAAAACCCGGGCAUGUUCAGCUGGGAGAUCCGGGACCGGCUGCUCAAGGACGGGCACUGCGACCGCAGCACCGUGCCCUCAGGUUUAGUGAGUUCGAUUAGCCGUGUGCUCAGAAUCAAGUUCGGGAAGAAAGAGGAGGACGACGAAGGGGACAAGAAAGAAGACGAUGGGGAGAAGAAAGCCAAACACAGCAUCGAUGGCAUCCUGGGCGACAAAGGGAACCGGCUGGACGAGGGCUCAGACGUGGAGUCGGAACCGGACCUCCCCCUGAAGCGCAAGCAGCGCCGCAGUCGGACCACGUUCACGGCCGAACAGCUGGAGGAGCUGGAGAAGGCCUUCGAGAGGACGCACUACCCGGACAUCUACACCCGCGAGGAGCUGGCACAGAGGACCAAGCUGACUGAGGCGCGCGUCCAGGUCUGGUUCAGUAACCGCCGUGCGCGUUGGCGUAAGCAGGCAGGAGCCAAUCAGCUGGCAGCGUUCAACCACCUUCUGCCCGGGGGCUUUCCGCCCACCGGCAUGCCCACGCUGCCCCCCUACCAGCUGCCGGAUUCCACCUACCCCACCACCACCAUUUCCCAAGAUGGGGGCAGCACAGUGCACCGGCCCCAGCCCCUCCCGCCAUCCACCAUGCACCAGGGGGGGCUGGCUGUGGCCGCCGCAGCCGCGGACACCAGCUCCGCCUAUGGAGCCCGCCACAGCUUCUCCAGCUACUCCGACAGCUUCAUGAACGCGGCGGCGCCCUCCAACCACAUGAACCCCGUCAGCAACGGCCUGUCUCCUCAGGUGAUGAGCAUUCUGAGCAACCCCAGCGCGGUGCCGCCACAGCCGCAGGCCGACUUCUCCAUCUCCCCGCUGCACGGCGGCCUGGACUCGGCCUCCUCCAUCUCGGCCAGCUGCAGCCAGCGGGCGGACUCCAUCAAGCCAGGGGACAGCCUGCCCACCUCCCAGUCCUACUGCCCACCCACCUACAGCACCACCGGCUACAGCGUGGACCCCGUGGCUGGCUACCAGUACGGCCAGUACGGCCAGACUGCUGUUGAUUACCUGGCCAAAAACGUGAGCCUCUCCACACAGCGCCGCAUGAAGCUCGGGGAGCACUCCGCCGUGCUGGGACUCCUGCCCGUGGAGACCGGCCAGGCCUACUAGGGCCCCUGGGGCGACUUGCCCCAGCCCAAGGCCCAGCUUCACCCUUACUGGUCCCUGAACCUCCCAGCCUCAGUCCCCCCAUCACCCUGGGGUCCCAGGAGGCCGGGAAAGGAGCCCAUUCCCUUGUGAUAGCCAGUCCUCCGGAGGCGUGCCGCCAGCCUCGUGUGCACCUGUGCUGGGGGCCCAGCGUGACCCCACCUUGGCAUCUGCCCCUUUACUUUGUCCCCAGGGGGGUUCCUGGUCAGCCCACAGCCUUGUCCCAGUCAAACCCUGUCACUGUGCGGCCCCUGUGCCAUCUGAGGCACAGAGAUGGAGGCUCACCCCGCAGAGGGCACCAUGAGCCCCCGGAGGAGGGUGGGGUCUGGGAUGAGGGCCUGUGGGCACCCUGGCCGGAGGUGGAGGAGCUCACAGGCCGCUCUCCGCCGGAAGUGCUGGGAGCCAGUCCCUCCAGGUGGGUCUCUGGCCCAGGGUCCGAACCCCAGCCCAUCCCUCCUCUGGGUGAUGCGACUCCAGCAGAGAGGGAACCCAGCCCUGGGUUUUCCCAGGGGAAUUGCCCAGGAAGUCUGAGGACUUCGGGUCCCUCCCCGCACACCUCGCUUGGCUGUCAGGGGGAACCUAGCCCAAGCAGGGAGACUGGGAAAACCAGGAAGAGACUUAACCAGGGGUGUGACCAUGUGAGGAUGGGUCAGCAGCGACCAGCCCAAGAUACAAGGAACCAGUGAGGCAGCCAGAAGCAGCCGGCUCUUCUACCGAAGCCCAAGUUCCCACUGUGCCCACCCCACGUGGGGCCUGGGGAGCCCACAUAACCUCAGUUUUCCCAUUCACUGGAUCGGUGCGGGGGAGGAGGAGGAGGGAAUGAAGUCUUGAGGACCCAUGAGCAGGAGGCGUAGGGCAGGCUCAGAAGGGUGUUGGUAACUGGGGUGCCUCUGCUUCUGGGCAGCAAACCUCGGCGCUAUGUAGCUUUGAUCCCGCACGAAGCCUCCGCAGAGACCCAAGCCCGUCCUGCGUGCUCAUCUCCUAGGAGGGGCCUCUACCCCCAGCGAGUCCCUUUAGGCUGCUGGGUGCAGGGGGCUCCCUUGCAGCUCUGGAGCUGGGUCCUUGGGCCCACAGGGACUGCUUGUCCCACAGACAAGGCCACCGACUCCCCUUGGCAUUUGGGGGGCGAGCGGACAUGACCCUGCCCCACCCAGAGUGGCAUCUUUCCGUGUUGAGUCACUCUCGGCCAAGAGGCCUCUGUCUUCUGAUGCAGCACAGCUGUGCAGGGACAGAUGUGGCCAGUCUUCAAACCGCUACCCCCAGGCAGUGGGGGCCACCUUCCUCGGCCACGCCAGUGGCUCCCUCCAGCUCUUGCUCUUUAGAGUUGAGACCCUGGGGGAAUGGCUUAAGCCCCAGGCUACACCUCCCUUGGAACUUUCACCGCCUUCACCUGUUUAUCAAAAUUCUAUUCAUCUUCGCCAUCAGCACCAUCGUAAUCUACGCUCGGAUCACCUUUCUCAGGUGCUGCUGGGUAUGAGGCUCUGUGACGGGAGGCACAGCACUGACUCCACAAAGACUGGACCAAAUUGCUUGUCCCCCUUGGGGCACACGAGGCCACCUCUUGGCUCACCCCAUGUCUUGCCCUCAGCCAACAUGACAUUCCGAAAGGGACGGGCUGCUGCUGCGUGGGGAGUUGAGCUGAGUUCCUCCCUCGGGGGAGCUGGGGCACUCUCCCACAUGGACGUCACCUCCGUGAAAGAUGCUCACGUGUUUCUGAGCUUCAGACGCAGUCAUGUGACGCCUGUCCUGGACCAGGCCAGGGGGCUCGUAUCUCGGGUUUGGAGGAACUUGCUAGAAGUUGGGGACACACAGAUUCUUCAGUAGCAGCAGACACCCAGAUGUGUGUGGCCCAUCCAGUUCAGCCCAGGUUUCAACUGGAGCGUCCGCUGUAGCAGACGUUUGGCUCGUUAAGCUCUGGGCAAAAGGAGGACUGUUGUACCCUUGGUGACCCAGUCCAUGCGUCUGUAGCUCUCCCAGCCAGGAAGCAGCUCUUCCUUCGACCACAAUCUUCACCCACAUUCCUUGACUGGUCCCUCCUUCCUCCUGGAGACCUGGCUCAGGAAUCACCUGAGCCUUUUUAUGCCCUACGUUGCCCAGGCGCAGGGAUGCCAGGCAGAUGACAUUCCAAAGCUGGGACCAAUCCAAAUCUCUGCCCCCUGUGAUGAAACGGGAACAAACCAAAUGAUUCCUCAUUACGUUCGGCUUCUCUGGAGUUCUCCCAAGCCACCAUCUUGGUGUAGAAAAUGGGACUUAUUCCCCCAGGUGCCCACUCCCCUCAGAAAGAGACCUUGGCCCAGACAGCUCUUCCCUAAAAGCUCACUCAUGGCUUUGCUUAACCAACUCGGUGUAGAAAAUUCAGUCUUGGGGUUGGCAGCUCACAACCUCACCAGAGAGGUGGUGUGGGAUGAGAGGGACAAGGCCUCAAACUCUUGAGGGUUGACCACAGCCUGAACCCCAGCGGCUAGGCCAGCCCAGAAGCGACCCCCAUCCAUCCCUGCGAAUAGUCUGUAGCAAAAUAAGAGAUGUGUCCUCCAGCUUCUCACACGUCACUGGAGGCCCAACCUAUGGGCGGCCCCUCCCCGGAGCUCAUUGUACAUUAGCUGGAAACGUGGUGAUGUGCUGUUCGUCUAUAGGAAGUUGACUUUUCUAUCUAUAAAUAUAUAUCCAACAGGAAAGAAACCCACAGUGUGUGUCGUGCUAGUACCAGGGACCAUCUGUAGGGAUAUAUCUGCAUAGCGUGUGUUUCAAAGUAUACAUUCCAGGCUCUCUUGGGUUCUUCCAUUUUUAUUGCUUUGUUUUUGCCGUUCGGUAUUUCUCUCUUGCUAUGAAGAAAAAAAAAGCCAAUGUAUAAGAACCAAGCUACGCUUUUAUACUCGUAUAUUUUACUUGGUUUACCUUUGCCGUUCUUUUGCCAGAGGAACAUGGAGGAGAAGUGAGGGGGGGGUGAGAGAGAAGGGAAGGAUGAAGACAGGUUGGCCCAGAAGAAAACCGAGAGCGGAUGUCCAGUCUGGCGGUGGCUUGAGGACAGGAAGGUCCCAGACUUUGGCCUCUCAAGUCCAGCAUGUCCAUGGAGCUGGUGAAGCAUCCUGUGCUUUGCAUUGUGGAACUUGGCAAAACUCCAUGAUUGCCCCAAAAGGACUUCCUCUGGGGCCUCUCUCAGAUGGAGGUUCCCCCCAAGCUCCCAAAUGCACCCUUCACUCUUGGACGCUUUUUGAGGUCGACGGGUCUUCUCUCCUCCCCUCCUGCAGAGGCACCAAACCCAGACCAAAUGGGGGGUCUCCAGCCGCCAUCGUGAAAUGCUCAGAGACACGGCGCAUCGAAUGCAUUCUCUGCCAACUGUAAGGUGGCCGGUCCCCUGCUUGGGAACAAUCUACGCGGCACUCUAGAUCGUUCCUCCUUCCUAGUAACUGCAACUUGGUUGCAUCCAUGUUUGACUCGCAGCCAUUUUCCUCCACGUGGAAGUGAGCGUGUGUGCAUGGGCGUGUGCGUGGGGUGUGCGUGUGGACGCGAGGGUGUGUGUUUAAGUAUAAUCGCACCAUAAUUUAUUCAGCUAUAUGGAGUAGUAGACUAGAAAGAGAAACCGGCAUUCGCUUUAACUA